Molecule: messenger RNA, 3782 nt
Organism: Syngnathus acus (greater pipefish)
Lineage: Eukaryota; Metazoa; Chordata; Actinopteri; Syngnathiformes; Syngnathidae
Gene: pomgnt1
Product: protein O-linked mannose N-acetylglucosaminyltransferase 1 (beta 1,2-)
Exons: 22
Coding region: 344-2320 (658 amino acids)
Biological process (GO): protein O-linked glycosylation via N-acetylgalactosamine
Cellular component (GO): Golgi membrane
Molecular function (GO): beta-1,3-galactosyl-O-glycosyl-glycoprotein beta-1,3-N-acetylglucosaminyltransferase activity
Source: RefSeq, a predicted model, not a curated record
AGUUGACCAAAUAACAUGUAUCUUUUCAUAUGGAAUACAAAGACGGGUCUAGCAUGAUCACGUUAGAUCGGCCAUUCAAGUGACUACACACAUUCGCCCACUUGGUGGCAGUGGAGAGGGCCGCGAUACCGUGUGUUGGAGUUCAGCAGCGGCAGCCGCAGCCGCAGCCGCAGCCGCAGCAGCCAACCGGAAACCAGAGAGUCAAGAGAGACGUCAUUUGUGUGACGUCACGGAUCCUGCGACAGAUCCUUCAAUCGGCAUGUUGCAGAAAAAGUAGGUAGAUAGAUGAUGCGCCUAAUUGGUACUUUUUGCCACUGACGACGAGGACAAGAUUUGUAGCGGAAUGGAGACGUGGACUCCCAACCCCCGAGCCAAGCCAUUUAUACCCCGCCAGCAAAGAAGCUUGUAUCUCACUUAUAAAUACAAAGUGUUCAACAAGAGGUCUAUUCGUCGCUUCUGUCAGGCUGGCGCUGUACUCUUUCUACUGGUAACUGUCGUAGUCAAUAUUAAACUCAUCUUGGACACAAGAAGAGUUGCUAAUGAAGAAGAAGCAGCAGCAGCAGCUCAAGAAUACGAGGACGUAAUGCCCAACAUGGAGACUCCUCGCAGACCAAAGGCAAACGGGCGCAAGGUCCUUGACAUUGAGGUGUACUCGAGCCGCUCCAAAGUUUACGUGGCAGUGGAUGGCACCACGGUGCUGGAGGAUGACACGCCGCAGCAAGGAAGAGGCAUCCAUGUGAUUGUUCUCAACCAGGCUACAGGUCACGUGAUGGCCAAGAGAAUUUUUGAUACCUACUCACCCCAUGAGGACGAAGCCAUGAUCCUCUUUGUCAAUAUGGUGACUCGAGGUCGAGUUCUUAUCUUCACCAUUAAGGACGAGGGUACGUUCCAUCUCAAAGAUGCGGCCAAAAACUUGCUGAAAAGUCUGGGGAGCCAGGUCUCGCUCCUUCUCAGCUGGAGAGACAUGUGGACUCUGGUGGUGAAAAAAGGAGGUCAAGUGUAUGGUGAAAAGCAUUCCAAAUCUCCUGCUCUUUCCACCUGGGGCGAUCCGGUUCUUCUUAAAACAGAAGUGCAGCUCACUGCCUCUGAAGAGGGCGAGUGCCAUUGGGCAGACACGGAGUGGAACAGGCGGCGGAAGCUGUUCUGCAGCAAAGUGGAGGGAUACGGCAGCAUCUGCAGCUGCAAAGACCCGGCGCCCAUUGAAUUCAACCCGGAACCUCUGCCCAAUAAUAGCGUCUUCAACGUCCCCGUCGCCGUCAUUGCGGGAAACAGACCCAACUAUCUCUAUCGGAUGCUCAGGUCGCUUCUUUCCGCUCAUGGUGUUAACCCGCAGAUGGUCACGGUCUUCAUUGAUGGCUAUUAUGAGGAGCCUAUGGAUGUGGUGGCGCUGUUUGGACUGAAGGGAGUUCAGCACACACCCAUCAGCAUUAAGAAUGCUCGGGUGUCGCAGCACUACAAGGCCAGUCUGACUGCAACGUUCAACCUUCAUCCGGAGGCCAAAUAUGCUAUUGUGGUAGAGGAAGAUUUGGACAUCUCCAUUGACUUUUUCAGUUUUCUGAGUCAGACCAUCCAUCUGUUGGAUGAGGACGACAGCCUGUAUUGCAUCUCAGCUUGGAACGAUCAGGGCUACGAACACACGGCAGAGGAUCCCGCCUUGCUCUACAGAGUGGAGAGCAUGCCCGGCCUGGGCUGGGUCCUGAAAAAGAGCCUCUACAAGGACGAACUGGAGCCCAAAUGGCCAACACCGGAGAAGUUGUGGGAUUGGGACAUGUGGAUGCGAAUGCCAGAGCAGAGGAAGGGCCGAGAGUGCAUCAUACCCGACGUGUCCCGCUCCUACCACUUUGGCAUCAUCGGCCUCAACAUGAAUGGCUACUUUCAUGAGGUGUAUUUCAAGAAACACAAGUUUAACACGGUUCCUCGCGUGCAGCUGAAGAACGUGGACAGCUUAAAGAAGGAUGCUUAUGAAGUGGAAAUACAAAACCUGUUGGGGGAGGCGGAGGUGCUGGACCACACCAAGAACCCGUGUGAGGACACCACGCUGCCAGACUCUUCUGUGGGCAAAAUCUACGUCAUGUUCAUUAAGAUGGAGUCUGAGACGGACACCUCCACCUGGACCGAGCUGGCUAAGUGCCUCCACGUUUGGGACUUGGAUGUUCGUGGAAAUCACCGAGGCUUGUGGAGGCUCUUUAGAAAGAGGAAUCAUAUCCUGGUGGUGGCCGUGCCAAUCUCCCCAUACUCUGUGAAGAAACCUGCCAAUGUCAAACCAAUCCACUUAGAGCCUCCCACCAAAGAAGAGGCUGCACCAGCAGAGCAGCUAUAACCCCCCCCCCACACACACACAGACAGACUUAAAGCCUGCUCACCACCACAACAUUUGAACCAGCUCAGGCCUUAAGAAAUUCUUCAACACAGGACCUGCAAACUUUCCUUUUUUUAUGAUAACAAAACACUGCUAAAUCAAUCUGCCAUUGCUAAGGGACUUUGAUUCUAUUUGCCUAAAAAUGGUGGGAACCUAUUUGAUGAACAAUUUUCCCCCAUUACUAUAUUGCUUGAUUUUUCUGCAGAAGAUACCUACUUUGUAGGCACUUUAUUGCAAUCCCUUUUUAAAGUGCUUUUUAUGUUCAUAUAAAUACUGUACAGUAUUGGAAGUACAUCAAAAUAGCUGAAUAAUGUCCAUAUUUCAAAUAAUGAACAUUUGCUCCGCUAAUCAAGCUGAUUGGAGGCUUUCUUGAAUGGAAAUUAGUCCAGGGUUGGAGAAGGAUAGAAAUUAUACAGCUGUUCUUUUGAGAACGCAAGACAAGACUCAACCCAAACUACCUAGCCACAACACAACACACAGCACCUAUCAAUACUGUGCACUAUUUUCUUUUCAACGGGUUACAUUGCAUUUCAAAUGUGUCAGAACAAGCUGUCGUGUUAAAAGCGCAUGGGAGGUAUGAGACGAUGUAUCUAAAAAAAAAAAAAAAGGCCCAGCUACUACGGGUUGGUUUGGAACACAUCCCACGCAAUAAACAGGAUCAUGGUGUUUGCCUAAGAAAGAAAAUGGUCAACAGCACAUUUUAGUCCGAGAUGGAUUUGUGGCACUUAAUGGAUUUGUGGCACUCAAUGUCAGUUUUUACCCUGAUUUCAAAAAUGUCUUUACUCUCAUCAGUCAGCUUGUGCACUCUUGAUUUGACCAUACAUUGUAAUUCAUACAGUGCCGAUGAUGUUUCAAGGAAAACCAAAUCCACCUGUUGAUGAACCUCAUCCUUUAAUCAUAUACGUACAUGAAAACCUGACGUGGAAGAGAAACAAACAAACAAACAGGCAAAUUUGGGGGGAAAAAAAACCCAUCCAGAAAAGUUGACUGAUUAAAGAAAAGAGCAGUGUUACAUAGUUAUGGUGUCAAAUUUUCUUUCUUUUAACUACUGAGAGCUUCGGCCACAAACUGUUUAAGUUAUCUGUAUUUAUUUGUCCCUUAUCAAUGAAAGUGUUUGCUUUUCUUUUGUCUCUAUUUCAAGAUUCAAAAUGAUGAUCAUGUAUGUAUGUGUAUAUAUAUGUAUAUAUUUUGAGGAAAAAUGUUGCAUAUGUAUUUUUAACUGUGGAGGUUGAGGAUGGUUCUUUAAAAAGCCCUGUGGGUUUUUAAUAUUGACUGCAUGGCUCAGUUGCCUCUGGUUGGAUUUCUUUUCUUUGUAGGACAUCAAACUGAGAAAAUAUUCCGAUUGAGGCCCUGGAAAAUGCAUGAACAUCAAGAAUAUUCUGAUUUGUACAACUCCAAGUGACAUUAAAGUUGCGGAAAACUC